CCUUCACCUCUGCAUCCCCUUGUGAGUUCCUUGUUUUUUCUACUCCUUUGUGUUUGUAAACUUGUCCCGUCUUAUCGUUCAAAGAGAUCUAAAUUUGGAAACUUCUACACUUCGCAUCUCUUUGUUAGAAUAUGAUAGAUAGAUCGGUCCAGCCCAAUAAUGCGAACUUCAUCUUCUCCAUGAACUCAUCCUCAAUCUGAUCGAAAUCCCAUCUAUCUUAACCAGAAAUCAUGUCUGGUGUCAGUUGUUUUCCAAAGCAUGUCUCCAUCUUUUACAACCUUGAUAUAUCACCAUACCGGCCUUUAGAAGAGCAACUGCGAAGACUAAAAGCUUUCAAGAUAAUGACUCAUCCAGACAAACAAAACCACAAUAAUACCGAAGCAGUAACGAAUGCGACUUACGUGUUCCAAAUUUUAGCACCAUAUAAAAAUAUUCUCCGCUCGGAAUUUAGCUUGAGAUAUUACAUCAAGGAAAGCGAGAAACAAAUACAAAAAUGGGACGAAGCACGCGAGAGAAGAAUGCAACAACGUUAUGGUGGGAUGAAACCGUGGUUUUUCUCCUACAACCCUGACCCCAAGUCGUUUCUAAAUUGGGCAGAGCUGGUUGAUUCCAUUCAUGCCUUCGGUGUGAUUUUCCCCUUUCCACCAGAUAUGGUUGAUUCUUUUUGGAGCUCGGAAGUUUUUCGUGUUGGGGAACCGGGAAAACAUACACAGGUGCAUAUGUAUGAUGAAGGUUGUAGAGAGUUCACAUUAGAUGUGGAUUCUAAAAGAUGGAAUAUGCCGACGUGGACAUCGAGGGGCUCGGAAAUUGAAUACACUAAAUAUGAUAACAUAGUGAAAGGGAAGGGUGAAGAUCUUGUAAUGAAAUAUAUUUGGGUGGUUCUACUUAUUGGUUGGUCUAUAGGACUAUUGACAAUAUGGUUGCUUUUCAAAUUCUUCCGGUACUUGUUCUCCCGGUACGUGUUCUCCCGGUACGUGGUUGUUGGCGAAAGCAGAGCCAGUAAGUCUAUUGGCAAUGGUGAAGCCCUGAAGAGGAGGACGAGCAGAGCUUCUAAUAUCACUUUACCUUUGGAGAACGAAACUGGAAACACUGUCCCGAAUCAACCAUCACAAACUAAAAGCACCAUCUCGAACCAACCAUCACAAACUGAAAGCAUUGCCUCGGAUCAACAAAUUGGAAACACUAUCUCGAACCAACCAUCACAAACUGAAAGCAUUACCUCGAAUCAAUCAUCACAAACUAAAAACACUGCCUCGAAUCAACCAUCACAAACUGAAAACACUACCUCGAAUCAACCAUCACAAAAAAGUCUCGAGAGUCCGGAAUGCACAGCUUUUGAAGCAUAACACGCCUUGGUGUUAGUAGGGGGAUUCUACGGCGGACAGCACGUUCAAAGCGGAAGGAAUACAUCGAGUAGAGAGCAUCAUUGGAUAGAGAACAAGAAAAUGCAAGAAGGGAAGAUUGUAGCGAGUUAGAUUGGCUAGGUUGGCUAAAAUUCGGUUUCCGUAUUGGUUUAUGAGGCUUGUAGUGUGGUUAUGCAGGUGCUGGAAAUUUUUGAUGGGCAGGAUUUUUGGAGAGAGCGGGCGGAGCUGAUUGACAGGGAAGGUGUAAGGUGGAGAAGUUGGAGGUGUUGACUGAUGAACGAGGGACAGGAACAUAGGUUUAGGUGCAAGACACCAAUUAUGGAGUUCGAAAACUAUCACACUGAGUAAGCGUACCAAUUGCA
Messenger RNA from Sclerotinia trifoliorum, 1726 nucleotides. The record is from the annotation of a GenBank genome assembly. Lineage: Eukaryota; Fungi; Ascomycota; Leotiomycetes; Helotiales; Sclerotiniaceae.